Messenger RNA from Neoarius graeffei (lesser salmon catfish), 1878 nucleotides. Its product is annotated as probable G-protein coupled receptor 82. Gene Ontology annotation, cellular component: membrane. Gene Ontology annotation, molecular function: G protein-coupled receptor activity. NCBI's taxonomy places the organism in Eukaryota, Metazoa, Chordata, Actinopteri, Siluriformes, Ariidae. The record is from RefSeq and is a predicted model, not a curated record. Gene Ontology annotation, biological process: G protein-coupled receptor signaling pathway. The transcript has 2 exons. The coding region runs from base 3 to 1229 and encodes 408 amino acids.
CUAUGCAGUACAGCUAUGGAACCAUCUCCCAGAGGACAUCAAAAAUGCUCCUGCUGUUGGCAGCUUCAAAUCUAGAAUGCUGGUGCACCCUUGCUCUGGUGUGUGAAAUGGCAGUCUGUUUCCAGGCCUCUCAGUUUAACAUUUCUUCUUGCUUGUGUCAGACAGUCAUCACAUAUCUAGUCCUGCCCAUUCUCUACAGUGUCAUGUUCCUCAUAGGGCUGUCUGGUAAUGUCCUGUCUCUUUGGGUAUUCAUGGCAAAGAUCUCCACUAAAACCCCCACCCACAUCUACCUCAUCAACCUGGGAAUCUCCAAUCUGAUACUGUGCUUCAUUAUGCCUUUUAACGCAGCCUACUACGUUCUUAGUACCAGCUGGCCUGCAUCCGGUCUGACGUGUCAAUUGGCCAUAAAUGUCCUGACCCCAGUUCUCCACACUAACAUUGGAGGAGGCGUGCUCAUUCUCACUUGGCUGGCACUAAGUCGCUUUGCUACGAUUAUUCAGCACAACUACGGCAAUCGCCCAAGCAGGUGCACCAAAGUCCUGCCCAGGAUCAUCUUUCGCAGACUGCAGCAAACUCCAUUCGCACUGGCAAUGUGUGCAGGAACUUGGGCCUUUGUGGCGAUGAUCAUCAUUCCCACAGUGGUACUUUACGCUACAAUGGAGACAGAUAGGGUGGACAAUAACAGCACACAGGCAUGUUACAGUGUGGCAGUGGAGGUUGGUGGCUCCAGCUCUCAAGCAUCUGCCAUUGUAGGAAGCACCCUUUUCUUUCUCUGCCUGGUUUUAGUGUUGAGUGCCUACAUAACGGUGAUCAGGCACAUCAACAGGACAAAAAUAAAUAAAAUCAUCCCUGACCGACAGGGGGUCUAUUCAAAAGUAUGCCGCAACAUUUUGGUCAUUCAGAUUGUGCUGGUCAUUUGUCUCCUACCACACCACAUUUAUAAAGUUAUUUUCAUUGCCAUGGCACAGUAUGAAGAUUUCACGCAUGGAAUAUUAAGGUCCCCGUCAGCAGAAGAAUGCCAUCCAUUUUCCAUAUAUGUAGAGGUUAAGAAUGGUCUCCUCUGUCUGGCAGUUCUACGUUGCAGCACAGACCCCAUCAUCUACUUCCUGCUGGACAAGACUUUUAAAAAGUAUGCAUGGAAUUUGUUUCGAGAAAUCUUCCGCACAAAAGAGAGCCAAUCAUCCAGGAGUACAUAUGAAUGUGGACAACUUAAUUCAUUGGGACAGUAGAACUUUAAAAGGUGCUUUGAAACACAAGGCACCUUCACAUUCAAAGGCCUCAAAGACUGAACAAACUUCUCACCAUGCAUUCAAUCAUGAGGUGGCGUGUAGUGCUUGAAAAACACCAACAUGUUGGAAAUUUAUAAUGGAAACGCAUCACAUUGUACUGCAAAGGAAAACUUACCUGAAGGAAACUACGUUCAUAAGCAUGCAAAUAAAAAGACAUUCAAGCCAAACCCUUUUAAAGACCUGGAACUGCAAUGUGUGCAGUAAAAAACACACGUGUGUGUGUGUGUGUGUGAGAGAGAGAUAUACACACACUGUAUGUAUGUAUGUAUGUAUGUAUUAUAUAUAAAAAUCGCACGCACGCGCACACCCCCCAAUCAGCCGUCACAUUGAAAACACUGACAGGUAAAGUGAAUUACAUUGAUUAUGUUGUUACAAUGGCACCGGUCAAGGGGUCGGAUAUAUUAGGCAGUAAAUGAACAGUCAGUUCUCGACUUAUCAAAAAUCAGUUCUUCGGCAAGGGGCAAACACAAAGGGUACAAUGAAAAUAUUUUUAAGAAUGAUUGCUCUUUUUAAAUUGAAUGUAAUGAAACAUCAAAUCCAUAAAUAUGAUAUUUGCCAGCUGGGAGGUCCGUAUGGUGAAGUACUGUGA